AUUAAACCCCCAAAUCAAAAUCCCUCUUCAAUUUCAUUUCAAGAUUUCGUGCAAAUUUCCCGGCGCCCUCAAUUUUUUUUCAGAUACAAUGGCGGCAUUCACACCUUAUAAUCUCAUUUUCAUCUCCCAUUUUCUGCUAAAACCAUUUCUCAACUCGCAACCUCUUUCUCCCUCUCGCAGCUGACAAUGUCCGGUCAAGAAAACUGCGUGAGGAUCACUCGCUUGGCGGCGAAGAAGAGGGCUGCUGAGGAGACGCUGCAACGCCCGAAUAAGAGAGUGGUUUUGGGGGAAAUUCAGAAUGUUUUGACUCCGCAGAAUCUGGGAUUGGGGAAAGGGGGAAAGAGGAGGAAGCUGGAGAGGAAUGCGAAGGGGGUACGGAAGGAUUUGAAUUCGGAUGCGGAAGAGAAACCAUAUGAUCCGCAGCUGUGUGUAGCUUAUGCUUCGGAGAUUUAUGAGUAUCUUCAUAGAAUGGAGAAGGAGCCGAAUAGAAGGCCGUUGUCGGAUUAUAUUGGGAAAGUUCAGAAAGAUGUGACUGCAAACAUGAGGGGGAUUUUGGUGGAUUGGUUAGUGGAGGUUGCUGAGGAGUACAAGCUUCAAUCCGAUACGCUGUACCUAGGAGUGUCGUACAUCGACAGAUUCUUAUCCUCGAAUGUCGUUACCAGGCAAAGGCUUCAGCUUGUUGGAGUUUCAGCAAUGCUCAUUGCCUGGAAAUAUGAGGAGAUUAAGCCUACCCAUGUGGAAGACUUCUGUUACAUCACGGACAACACGUAUACCAGGGAAGAGAUAGUGAAGAUGGAGUCGGAUGUGCUCACAUCUCUCAAGUUUGAGAUGGGAAAUCCAACUACAAAGACAUUUCUCCGUCGGUUCACUAGGAUUGGUCAAGGAGAUAAUGAGAGUUACAAUCUACAGUUGGAGUUCCUAGGUUACUACCUUGCGGAACUGAGUUUGCUCGAUUAUGAAUGCUUGAAAUUCUUGCCUUCUCUGGUGGCUGCUUCGGUCAUAUUCCUCUCACGAUUCACUCUCCAACCUAAGCAACAUCCUUGGAACUCAGCUCUGCAGCAAUACUCGAAAUACAAACCAUCCGAUCUGAAAGAAUGUGUUCACAUCCUUCUUGAGCUGCAAUCGAGCAAGAGAGGAAGCAAGUUAGUUGCUAUCAAGGAGAAAUACAAGCAACAUAAGUUCAAAUGUGUGGCAACACUGUCUCCACCAUCACAAGUGCCGGAAUUCUUCUUCAAUGAUAUCAAAGAUUAAGUUUAGGGGCUGAAGAGAUUAAAUCUUUCAGUGUACAUAUAGCUGUAUACCUAAAUAAUACAGUUUAUAGCUGCAUUGUCGAUGAAAUAAGGGUGUGUUUGGGUUCGUUUCGAGCUCGGGAUAAUCACCAUCUUCACUAGAGUUCCUUUACAUUUUAUAUGACAUUCUUGAAAGUUUUUGCUUGAUGGGCAAUAAUAUUCUUCUUUUUUCA
This is a messenger RNA of Salvia hispanica, 1462 nucleotides long. Its product is annotated as putative cyclin-A3-1. The record is from RefSeq and is a predicted model, not a curated record. Lineage: Eukaryota; Viridiplantae; Streptophyta; Magnoliopsida; Lamiales; Lamiaceae.